Messenger RNA from Epinephelus lanceolatus (giant grouper), 3033 nucleotides. The record is from RefSeq and is a predicted model, not a curated record. NCBI's taxonomy places the organism in Eukaryota, Metazoa, Chordata, Actinopteri, Perciformes, Serranidae.
GGAGCGGGCGCAGCGAGCUGAGACAGACCGAGUGACAGCGCCUGAGUCCCGGGGAAGAAGCUCACGGAGUCUCCGUGAAAAAACGUGCCUACAGCACAGUCAAGAUGCCGAACAAAACCAAGAAGGAGAAGGAAACAACCAAAGGUGCUAAAAGCAGCAUGAAGAACAGUACAAGCAGCGGCGGUGGUGGUAGCGGCGGCAGCGGGGGGAAAGAUGCUGCUGUUGCUGCGGAGAACUCAGACGAGUCCCAGCAGCAGCAGAGUGGCAGUAAGCGUCCCAGUAACAGCACGCCUCCGCCCACUCAGCUCAACAAGAUCAAAUACUCUGGAGGUCCUCAGCUGGUGAAGAAGGAGCGCCGCCAGAGUUCAUCUCGCUUCAGCCUGACCAAGAACAGAGAGCUGCAGAAACUACCUGCGCUCAAAGACUCGCCCCUGAUGGAGCGUGAGGAGCUGUUUGUGCAGAAGCUCCGUCAGUGCUGCGUCCUGUUUGACUUUGUCAGCGACCCGCUCAGUGACCUCAAGUACAAAGAGGUGAAGAGGGCGGGGCUCAACGAGAUGGUGGAGUACAUCACACACAACAGUGACGUGGUGACCGAGUGCAUCUACCCCGAGGCCGUCCUCAUGUUUUCAGUGAACUUGUUCCGGACUCUUCCUCCGUCCUCCAAUCCGACCGGAGCUGAGUUUGAUCCUGAGGAGGACGAACCAACGCUGGAGGCUGCCUGGCCUCACCUGCAGCUCGUCUACGAGUUCUUCCUUCGCUUCCUGGAGUCUCCAGACUUCCAGCCGAACAUUGCCAAGAAAUACAUCGACCAGAAGUUCGUCAUGUCGCUAUUGGAGCUGUUCGACAGUGAGGAUCCCCGAGAGAGAGACUUCCUGAAGACCAUCUUACACCGCAUCUACGGCAAGUUCCUCGGCCUCCGCGCCUACAUCCGCCGCCAGAUCAACAACAUCUUCUACAGAUUUAUCUAUGAGACCGAACAUCACAAUGGCAUCGCUGAGCUGCUGGAGAUCCUGGGGAGCAUAAUCAACGGCUUCGCUCUCCCUCUGAAAGAAGAACACAAGAUGUUUCUGAUCCGAGUUCUGCUGCCGCUGCACAAAGUCAAGUCUCUCAGCGUCUACCACCCACAGCUGGCGUACUGUGUGGUCCAGUUCUUGGAGAAAGACAGCAGCCUGACGGAGCCGGUGAUCAUGGGUCUGCUGAAGUUCUGGCCAAAGACUCACAGUCCGAAGGAGGUGAUGUUCCUGAACGAGCUGGAGGAGAUCCUGGACGUCAUCGAGCCGUCAGAGUUCGUGAAAGUUCAGGAGCCGCUCUUCAGACAGCUCGCCAAGUGUGUGUCCAGCCCACACUUUCAGAGCAAUAAGCUCCACCCCCUCCGCCCUGGGCUCCACCCACAGGAAGAGUACAUGUUGUACAGCGACAGCUCCGUGGCCGUGUACUCGAUGGAGACGGAGACUCCGACGGCUGAAGACAUCCAGCUGCUGAAGAAGACUGUGGAGAGCGAAGCCUCGCAGGGUCUGAAGGACCUGAAGAAGGACAAAGUCCUGAUGAGGAGGAAGUCGGAGCUGCCGCAGGACGUCUACACCAUCAAAGCUCUGGAGGCUCAUAAGAGAGCUGAGGAGUACCUGACAGCCAAUCAGGAAGCUCUCUGACCAGGGGGGGCGGUCCCUUCUGAGCCUGACUCUCUCUGAUUGGAGGAAGCUGUGCUGGGGUCGGAUGAGGGCGGAGCUGACGCUGCGUUCAAAGAACAAAAACAACCGUCUGACCCCUGGUGGUCCAGAACAUGUAGGACACUGUGUAGACGUCCGUCCCGCGUCCUGUCUCAAACUGUGUCAUCUGUACCUGCAUCUCAACGCCGCCAGGUGACCGCAACGCUGCCCUGGACACGCACAGACUGACAGUCCCUGAACGCAUCACCAACAGGACUUUUCCACAGCGGGAACUCGGCGAGCUGUGAAGGAACGCGUCGUCUCAGUUUCUGCUGCGGUUCCACUGUGUUCUACCAGAACAACUUCACUGCUUUAAAUCUGAAACAUCUUUAUUUCUCCAGGUUUUUAUUUUCUCAAAUUCUCUGCAAUGCUCAAACGUUAAACUCCGUCACAGUCCUCGGAACAUUUAAUCCCUUCAAUCUAAAACCAAUCAGCUGCUCUACUUUACGACUCUGAAAUGUAAAGAUACAGACUGUCAGACGAAUCAAGAUCAUAAUGAAACAAACACCAGUUUAAUCCUCAGCAACAGAGCCGUUCAGGUUACGUUGGUAUUUACAGAAACGCUGUUUAUUUCCUGUCCACAGUUUUUAUCCCGACCGAAUGCUGCCGAAAUAUUUUCUGUUAAAGACGUGACGUUUAUGUCUCCUCUGUUUCUGCUUUAAAUGAAUUCAUACUGACAUGUAAAAAAAAAAAAAAACAACCUAUCAGCUGCUUCCUGUCGCCUGCUCACUGUCGAAAGCCUGAAAUGUUCUGGUUUGUAAAACAGAGUUACGCAGCAGGACCCUGCUGGUUCAUACCGGUUCUGACUGGUUCUUACUGGUCUCAGGUUGUUGUGUUCCUGCUGUGGAAAAGAGCUCCGACACAUCACGUCUGUCCCGUGACACCUGAAGGCAGCACAGAUGAGUUCACUGACUCGCUCCAACAGCCACUUCACUCCAGAGCCCCGCCCCCUUCACCUGACCCAACCAAUCACCUCUCAGCACGGACCUGUGGUGGACUCAUGACUGAAGCAGCUUCAGAUGGACUGUUGAUGGUGAUGAUGAUGAUGAUGAUGGUGGUGGUGGUGACGAUGACGAAGAGACAUAGUGAAUGUAGACACCCAAUCAGCAUCCAGCUGGUCACCCGACAGAACAGACCUUUGAGUCCAACGUCAUUUAUUUGUUUUAUUUUAAUGUUCGUCGGUCGUACGGAGGAAAAGAAACAACUCAACUGUCAACACAGAAAAAAGUUUCAAAAAAUACCAAAAUCAAUAAAUAAAAUGUUGAAAUAAAUAAAUAAAAAUAAAUAAAUAAAUCAAAGCUGAUCAUUAAACUGAACUGAAAUGAAA